AACCAUCAACUAAGUAAAAACGCAGUAGCUUUAAGUGGAGGGCAAAUAAAACACUACAAAAAUGUUUCAUCAUGAUCAGUUUAUCUUUUGCUUUUAUAAGAAAGCUGGUGAUGCAUGUUUCUGAUCUCUCGAGCAAAAGACGUCUCAUACAAAUAACUUUAAGCCGUGAAAACGAACCGGAGUGCAGACAGGAUGUCAACACCGGAGGAAGAACAGGCGAACAUCGGGACCGUGCUCACUUUUCUCCGGGAGUGGGACCGAGGUGACAGCAGAGUGCGCGGCCGCAUGUUGACCGCCUUCCUGACCCGGAACACCGGGAGGAGGUUUUGUGCGGAGCUGCAGUUCGCUCAGGUCUCCAGCCUCUUCCUGGCCCGGAUCACCACCUGGAUCCGACUCACAUACAUGUUUGGGACUUUCUUGGGACUGCAGCUUAAAGCAAUUGGGAUUUUUCUCUCCGCAUCAAACCAUGAUCAGUAUCUGAUGGAGUUCCUGGAGGAUGGAGGAGUCCUCACUCUCCUGGACAUCUUGAGCCACUCUCAGAGCAAAGAGGAGCAGAAGGCUGAGGCCCUCCGCCUUCUGCUCACCGUGUCAGAUGCUGGUCGCAAAUACAAAGAGGUUAUCUGUGAAAGCCAUGGUUUGAAAGCAUUAGAGGAAUUCCUGACAAAGUCAAACACAGAUGAAACCCAAGAGGCAGCUUGGGCCCUCCUGGAGUCUCUGUCGCGUGGAAACCCCAAAUAUGAAAACAAAGUCUACAAAGCCAUGAUUUCUCUCAUGACUUGUACCUCUCCUAAGGCGCAGCAGCGGGUCCUGCACACCUUACACACUGUGCAGUCCAAAAUGAAAACAGCCCAUCACAGCAUAGUAGAACCACUGCUGGGUUUGCUCAGGUCUCUGCACCUGGAGGUUCAGGAUGAAGCUAUACAUCUGAUAUUGGACCUCAAGUGCUAUGAUGUGAGGCCGCUGCUGCUCAGGGGACUUGUGACUCUGCUGAGGCCGAAUAAAGAAAAACUGCAGCAGCACCAGGAUAUGCAAGAGUCUGAGAUAAUCAAGACGACGGGAUCUCUGCAUGUGUUUGUGCAACAAGCUGCUGCUGCUAAAACUAUACGUUUGUUGGCUGAAGACAGUGAAGAAGUUUCUCGUGAGCUUCUCUCUCUCGGAGUGAUCCAACAUCUUCUGUACGCUAUGGGUAACAGGGAACACACUGAUGCCCAAAUACAAGCCAGUCUGGCCUUAAAGCACUUCGUCCGCUCUUUCCCAGGUAUUGAAGACCAUGUGCAGAGAGGUAUCGGCAGCACACUGUUUGCAGCUUUUAUGCACCAAGCUGACACUUUGUACAUGAGUAUGGAUGAGACACAAGCAGAACUCUUUUUAACUAAUAAGGUUAACAUAACUGAAGAACUGUACAUGCGGUGUUUGAUAAUGAGCAGGUUACGUUCAGCGAUGAGUCAAGGAAAGAGAGCCGGACUGGAGAUGGUGGAAACAGCCAAACCAAAGCGGAAGAGGUCAACGACAUCUGUGAAAGAAGAGGAGACCACAGACGCCUCCUCUCCUCGGUCCACAUACCACACGUUCCAUGAUCCUGCAGAUGUUGAGCUGCUGCGCUCUCAGCUCCUCCGCUGGUACGACGAGGAGCAGAGAGAGCUGCCCUGGAGGACUCUGGCUGUGACAGAGUCAGACCUCAACAUCAGGACAUAUGCAGUGUGGGUUUCAGAAAUCAUGCUGCAACAGACCCAAGUUGCCACAGUAAUAGACUACUACAACAAAUGGAUGAAGCGGUGGCCCACGGUGCAGGAUCUCGCUGCUGCUACUCUAGAGGAAGUGAACCAGAUGUGGGCGGGUCUUGGCUACUACUCCAGAGGAAAACGACUGCAUGAAGGAGCUCAAAAGGUGGUGUCAGAGCUGAAGGGGCAGAUGCCUCGCACAGUGGAGAGUCUGCUGAAGCAGCUUCCUGGAGUGGGACGCUACACCGCUGCAGCUGUGGGCUCUAUAGCGCUGGGUCAGGUAACCGGAGCAGUGGAUGGCAACUUGAUUCGGGUGCUGUGUCGCCUGCGAGCCAUCGGCGCUGACAGCACGAGUCCUGCAGUAACAGAGGCUCUCUGGAGUUUAGCAAAUACACUGGUGGACCCUGAGAGACCCGGGGACUUUAACCAAGCCAUGAUGGAGCUGGGAGCCCGAGUCUGCACCCCGAAGGGCCCGCUGUGCAGCCAGUGUCCCGUUCAGUCUCACUGCCACUCUUUCCACAAGGUCCAUGUCAAACAAGAGAAGAACUCCAGGAAGCUGCUGGGGAAGCAGGACAGGAAGCUGUCCAGCCUGCCUGACAUAGAGGACUGUGCAAACAGCGGGACAUGUCCUCUCUGUCCCUCGGAGCCCUGGGACGAUGCGUUGGGUGUUCAGAACUUCCCCAGGAAGCCAGCGAAGAAGCCGCCUCGAGUCGAGCAAACUCUGACCUGUGUGGUGAUCCGACCUGGAGAGGGAGGGGAGGACGAGUUCCUGCUCACACAGAGGCCCAACAAAGGUUUGCUGGCAGGUUUAUGGGAGUUUCCAAAUCUUCUGCUGGAGGAGAAAAGCUCUGAUCUGAAACAGAGGAGGGCGCUGUGUGCCCAGAUCAAUGGGAAACUGGGAACCCAUCUGACAGAAGGCCUCCUCCAGUAUGUGGGAGAGGUGGUUCACAUCUUCUCCCACAUCCACCAGACCUACGUGGUCCACAGUGUGUGUUUGAAGGACGCUGACACACACACUCAGACUGAAAAUGCUCAGUGGCUCAGCCGGUCCGCCUUGCAAGAAGCUGCUGUGUCCACAGGAGUGAAAAAGAUUGUGAAGCUUUAUGAUUCUGUCGACGGUCAAAAAGAACAAACCUCUAAGGAUGGGAAAAGACAGAGGCACACCGGCACAAAGAAUGACAAGAAACCAAAUUCCUCCAAAAAAGCCAAACUGAGCUCACCUAACAGCGGCGGCAGACAGCUCUCUCUCAGCUCCUACUUCAACAAAGUCAAACAGGAACCUUGAUGAGUGUGAAAGUCCUCCAGGGUGCCUUUUCAGGAAACCGGUGCCUUAAUGUCAAAGCAUCAGCACUACAGUAGGUUGCCAUACUAAGGGUUUAUUGUGGUCCUAUCACUGGGACUUAAAUAUAAAAGGCCAUCAUGUUUUUACAUUUUAAUCAAAUGAAAUGUCCUUUAGGGAACGUAUUUUUAUCGACUUCAUUAUAGAUGAUGUUUUUAUCUGCAUAUUGUGAUUAGUCGUCAUGUUUUUCAAACAGUAUGUAAGACACCUGUCAUGUUUGUUACUGCAAUAAAAAUGGUUUCAUUUCAA
Eleginops maclovinus (Patagonian blennie) is the source of this 3309-nucleotide messenger RNA. It is a transcript of the gene mutyh, whose product is annotated as mutY DNA glycosylase. Gene Ontology annotation, molecular function: adenine/guanine mispair binding; 4 iron, 4 sulfur cluster binding; oxidized purine DNA binding. The record is from RefSeq and is a predicted model, not a curated record. Gene Ontology annotation, cellular component: nucleus. NCBI's taxonomy places the organism in Eukaryota, Metazoa, Chordata, Actinopteri, Perciformes, Eleginopidae. Gene Ontology annotation, biological process: mismatch repair; base-excision repair.